Messenger RNA from Medicago truncatula (barrel medic), 840 nucleotides. RefSeq lists its product as uncharacterized. The record is from RefSeq and is a predicted model, not a curated record. The transcript has 3 exons. Lineage: Eukaryota; Viridiplantae; Streptophyta; Magnoliopsida; Fabales; Fabaceae. The coding region runs from base 1 to 840 and encodes 279 amino acids.
AUGGCAGGAAGAAUCCACAAAAAAUAUGGCUCCGACGAAAGCAUGGGAACCCUUUCUUCUUCCCAGCGAUCACCACUCUACUAUGUCGAGAGCCCCCAAAGCCUUGACGUUGAGAAACUCUCAAUCCAUUCAAAUUCGGUGGAUUUUACUCCUAGCCACUCUCGUGGUGAAUCUUCCACCUCACGAUACUCUACCACUUGGAAGAAACUUGACGAAAAAAAUGAUGAAAAUGACGAGGAUGAUGAGGAUGUUCAUGAUUCGACUCACAAGUACAUUUGUUGCUUCUUUGGUUUUCUUCUUCUCUUCGCUCUGGUUUGUUUUAUUCUUUGGGCUGUUGGUAGAAGCUUCAAACCUCGUGCAAACCUUGAGAACAUCGUGUUUAAGAAAUUGGAUGUACAAUUUGGCAACGAUCGGACGGAAGUACCAACCUAUUUGUUGUCAUUGAACUCGACAAUUACCAUGAUGUACACAAAUCCGGCAACUUACUUUGGUGUACAUGUAACAUCAACUCUUCUCCAGCUUCGCUAUUACGACCUCACACUAGCUUCUGGUCAGAUGCAGGAGUUUCAUCAGUCAAGCAAGAGUCAACAAAAGCUAGUUGUGUUUGUGUCUGCAGAUCAAGUUCCGCUCUACGGUGGGAUAUCAAUUCUUGGAAAUGAUACCAUAGAAAACAUGAACAAUGUUGCAAUGGCAAUGAACAUAACAUUUGAGCUAAAAUCAAAGGCUGACAUUUUAGGAGUUUUGUCUACAUUCUAUCAGACAAUUGGAUGUCCAAUCACUUUCCAUGUCAACCAACUUGGAAAACCUCUUAGUUUGAUAGAUUCAUGUGUCUACAAGUAA